AAGGAGUCAGGAUACAGCGCCGUCCUUUCCCCAGCAGGUCCAUCGGGGCGGCGCGGCUGUACCUCACCUCCCACAUUUUCGUCCUGCACGGCAGUCAACAUGACUAAAUUCGGCAACUUGACGACAGAUUCCGGCGUUCAAGCCCUUAAUGAUUACUUGGGUGACAGGAGCUACGUGGAAGGACACUCUCCCAGCCAAGCUGAUGUGGCAGUGUUUGAGGGUCUGGGUAAGGCACCAAACCCACAGUUUGCCCAUGUCCUCCGCUGGUACUCUCACAUCUCCUCCUUUGGUGAGGGCAGAUCAAAAUUCCCUGGUAGUAAGCCGGCCGUACCAUCCAAGGUGGAGGUGAAAGAGGAGGAGGAUGAUGAUGAGGUGGACCUGUUUGGCUCUGAUGAUGAUGAGGAGGAGGAUGCUGAGGCUGCCAGGGUGAGGGAGGAGCGCCUUGCCAGUUAUGCAGCCAAGAAGGCAGCUAAGCCAGGCCCCAUUGCAAAGUCUCAGAUUUUGUUGGAUUGCAAGCCAUGGGACGAUGAGACAGACAUGAAGGCUAUGGAAGAUAUGGUCCGAACCAUCUCCAUGGACGGACUUGUUUGGGGUGGUAGUAAGCUCAAUCCUCUUGCAUUUGGCAUCAUGAAACUGAGCAUUCUCUGUACAGUGGAAGAUGCUAAGGUAUCAGUGGACGACUUGAUUGAGAAGAUCAUGGAAUUUGAAGACUUCGUGCAAAGUGUGGAUGUGGCAGCCUUCAACAAGGUCUAAGGCAAACCUCCCAAAAGCCUGCUGCUUCCUUCUCCUCAUACCCAGUUUGUUGUCCCUGCCACUUGUUGUCAAGGAAACUCUUCCAUAGUUUUAAAGGAAGAUGCAGAUGUUUUUAUUAAAGCCAUGGAAAAGUUGAA
Molecule: messenger RNA, 890 nt
Organism: Scylla paramamosain (green mud crab)
Lineage: Eukaryota; Metazoa; Arthropoda; Malacostraca; Decapoda; Portunidae
Product: elongation factor 1-beta-like
Exons: 4
Coding region: 100-753 (217 amino acids)
Biological process (GO): translational elongation
Cellular component (GO): cytosol; eukaryotic translation elongation factor 1 complex
Molecular function (GO): guanyl-nucleotide exchange factor activity; translation elongation factor activity
Source: RefSeq, a predicted model, not a curated record